CAAUUUCACAAUUGAAGCUAAUUGAUCCAGACUAAACUACCAGCUGCUUCAUUAUUUCGUUCUUUCAUGGAGCUGCUUCAAUCUCCUUCCUUACAAGCUCUGCUUAUAUUUUCUCUCUUUCUCAUUGGAAUACUGAAAAUAGCCAAGCGAGGCAAAACCAAAAACUCCACUUCAAACUUACCCCCCGGACCAUGGAAGCUACCCAUCAUAGGAAACUUGCACCAGUUCGUUGGCUCUCUACCCCAUCGCGGCCUCAGAGACUUGGCUGAGAUAUAUGGACCUCUUAUGUAUUUGAUGCUUGGAGAAGUUCCAACCCUAGUUGUUUCGUCAGCAGAGUGCGCCAAGGAGGUGAUGAAAACUCACGACGCCAUCUUUGCGUUGAGACCCCAGACUGUUGCUACCAGGAUCUUGAGUUACCGUGGUAAAACAAUUUGUUUUUCACCAGAUGGUGAAUACUGGAGACAACUACGAAACAUUUGCACACUAGAGCUUUUAAGCACAAAGCGUGUCCGAUCUUUUCAACGAAUUAGGGAAGAAGAGGUCAUGAAACUCAUUAAAAGGAUUGCAUCAAGGCCAGGAUCACCCAUCAAUCUCACUGAGGAAAUCUACUUAUGCACAUACCGCAUAACUUCGAGAGCAGCCUUUGGUAGAAAAAGUAUAGACCAUGAAAAAGUCAUGCGUAUUGGGAAGGAAGCUCUAAAAGUGGCAGGAGGCUUUACACUUGCAGAUGUUUUCCCUUCUAUCAAGUUGCUGCAUGUGAUUAGUGGAAUGAGAGCUAAACUCGAGAAGCUGCAGAAGGAAGCUGACAUGAUAUUGGAAAAUAUCAUCAGAGAACAUAAAGAAGACAAGACAACAACAAAAUCUCAGGGUGAGGGUGAAGUAGAGGAAGACUUGGUAGAUGUACUCUUAAAGUAUCACGAUCAUAGUUGCCUGAAGUUUUCCCUUACUGUUGAAAACAUCAAAGCUGUAAUCCAGGACAUCUUUGGUGCUGGAAGUGAGACAUCAUCCACAACUGUGGAUUGGUUAAUGGCAGAGAUGAUAAAGAAUCCAAGAAUAAUGAAAAUUGCACAAGAUGAGGUGAGAGAAGUUUUUAACAGAAAAGGGCAUGUUGAUGAAACUAGCAUCAAGGAUAUGAAAUAUUUGAACUUAGUUAUCAAAGAGACAAUGAGAUUACACCCUGCUGCUCCCUUCCUACUUCCAAGAGAAUGCAAAGAGACUUGUGAGAUAGCUGGAUAUAAAAUACCCGUCAAAACAAGGGUAGUUAUUAAUGCAUGGGCAAUUAGUAGAGAUGCAAAGUACUGGACGGAGCCUGAAAUCUUUUAUCCUGAGCGGUUCCUUGAUAGCUCUGUUGACUACAAAGGAAACCAUUUUGAAUAUAUCCCUUUUGGUGCUGGAAGGAGAAUGUGUCCUGGCAUAGCCUAUGGUCUGGCAAAUAUGGAGCUCCAAGUUGCUUUGUUGUUGUAUAAUUUUGAUUGGAAACUCCCCUAUGAAAUGAAGAAUGAAGACCUGGACAUGACUGAGGAUUUCGGUAUUACCGUUCGCAGAAAAGAAGAUUUACACUUGGUUCCCACUCCCUAUUAUCCUGCACCAAUUACAAGACCCUAAUUAAGAGUGUUAACUGCUUCAUGUUCUUGUGAAACAGUCGUUUGUUAUAUUUAUAAUUUGUCCCUUAUCAUAAGAAUUACAACAUAUAUCGUAAUGAAUAAAUAAGAUUGAAAGAAAAGAACAAAUUUAAAGAUAAAAAAUUCUUAAA
This is a messenger RNA of Rosa chinensis, 1753 nucleotides long. RefSeq names its product cytochrome P450 71D11. The record is from RefSeq and is a predicted model, not a curated record. The coding region runs from base 67 to 1605 and encodes 512 amino acids. The transcript has 2 exons. Gene Ontology annotation, molecular function: iron ion binding; oxidoreductase activity, acting on paired donors, with incorporation or reduction of molecular oxygen; monooxygenase activity. NCBI's taxonomy places the organism in Eukaryota, Viridiplantae, Streptophyta, Magnoliopsida, Rosales, Rosaceae.